UUUAGUUAUUGGAUUCAUCGAGGAUUCGCUCAAUGGAUUAGGAAAAUCUAGAACGCGAUCUUUUCGAGCUACUUCUCCUUUCUGGAGUCUGUUCCCAGGGGCAAUACCUCCUUCCACCUUCCCAACGAUAACUUGGAGGAAGAGGGAAAAGAAAGGAGGGAGAAAAGGGGAGAAUUUUUUUUUUUACUUGGCGGGAGCGGGAAUGGGAGGGGUGGCGUCGUCGGUGGCGGCGAAGUUCGCAUUUUUCCCGCCAAGCCCGCCGACGUACGAGGUGGUGACGGACGCCGAGACCGGGGUAGUGACGCUAAGCCGCUUCCCUCACCGAGAGAACGUGGAGGUGCUCCGCCUGCCCACCCGCCGGGGGACGGAGAUCGUCGCCGUCUACGUCCGCUACCCCAUGGCCUCCUUGACUCUUCUCUACUCCCACGGCAAUGCCGCCGAUCUCGGCCAGAUGUACGAGCGCUUCCUCGAGCUCAGCUUCCACCUCCGCGUCAACCUCCUUGGGUAUGAUUAUUCUGGAUAUGGGCAGUCAUCUGGAAAGCCAAGCGAACAAAACACUUAUGCUGAUAUUGUGGCUGCUUAUAAAUGCCUUGAAGAUAAUUAUGGCACAAAGGAGGAAAACAUUAUCCUUUAUGGGCAGUCUGUUGGAAGUGGACCAACUUUGGAUCUAGCAGCUCGUCUACCACACUUACGAGCGGUUGUUUUACAUAGUCCUAUACUUUCUGGACUAAGAGUAUUGUAUCCCAUAAAGCGAUCAUACUGGUUUGAUAUUUACAAGAAUAUUGACAAAAUUCCAUUGAUCAAUUGUCCUGUGCUAGUAAUUCAUGGAACAUCAGAUGAUGUUGUGGACUGCUCUCAUGGUAAGCAGCUCUGGGGCCUGUGCAAGGAGAAGUAUGAACCUCUAUGGCUUAAAGGAGGAAACCACUGUGACUUAGAACUCUUUCCUGAGUAUAUUACUCAUCUUAAGAAGUUUAUAUCUACAGUCGAGAAAUCACCUUCCAAAAGGAAUACUCUAAAGAAAAGCACAGAUAAUUUUGAACUGUCCAGAAGGAGCACCGACUGUUUGGAUGCAUCAAGGAACAGCACCAAUUGGAGAGAGAAACCAAGGCAUAGUACAGAGAAGCUGAGAAGCAAAGAUUGCAUGUCUUCAAACAUUGAAAAGUUAGAGAAGUUAAAGAUCUCAUUCAAUUUUACUGAGAAGUCCAGAAGGAGUUUGGAUUGCCUCCAGAAGUCUAGGAAGAAGACUGAUCAGCUAGAGAGGACCCGGAAGAGUGUCGACCGGCUGGACAGAGUACAAGCUGCAUAAUCUUUGGCUUCAUAUAAAUUUCAUGAUCUUGGUUAUGUAGGAAAAUUUAUCUGUGCAUUUUACAUGUUAUCCUUAUCAUGCAAUUUUUCUAUUUGACUCCAAUCCUGUAAUUUGUUUAUGGAAAUUAAUUAAACAAUGGGUGGAAGCAAAUAAAUCUUGAUGUAUUAGAAAACUUGUUUUUCCUGUUUA
Molecule: messenger RNA, 1495 nt
Organism: Phoenix dactylifera (date palm)
Lineage: Eukaryota; Viridiplantae; Streptophyta; Magnoliopsida; Arecales; Arecaceae
Source: RefSeq, a predicted model, not a curated record